Molecule: messenger RNA, 10355 nt
Organism: Pocillopora meandrina
Lineage: Eukaryota; Metazoa; Cnidaria; Anthozoa; Scleractinia; Pocilloporidae
Source: the annotation of a GenBank genome assembly
AUGCAAGACGACGUUCACAGGUUAGAAUCAAAGCAAGAGUUUCAGGGAUACUGUGAUCAAAACAAUUACCACAGAGAUUGUGUUGAUUUUUCGACCGUACAGCAUUAAAUUGGUUUUAGCAAAAAAUGUUCAAUGAAAAAGCGGACAUUGCAAAAAUUGUCAAGGUCCUCCUUCCGUGGAAUUGCCCUUCAAUUUUUCCAUCAGGGGUGGCUAUAUUUUUCGGGAAUAGAUUUCGCAGUUGCGGAUGGAAAUGCCCAAUAGUUUUAUUAAAGUUGAGCGGCGGAAGGUUUUCAUUGUCAUGAACACGCACCUGCUCAGAGUUAGGAGUGAAAUUCAAUUUGUGUCAUCUAAGUCUGCUUUUUGUCUUCUACUUUGCAGUUUUUCACGGAAAAUUCUCUGUCGAAGCCAUUGCGACAGUUGCAAAAAAGUCAUCCGAUUUCUUGGGGUGCGUUGCCAGGAUUGCAGGUUGGUAGAAGCUUGAGGAUUUAACCAGCAAUGACCUGACUGUAAAACUACUCACUAUCUAUGAAUAGUAAUGUGUAUACAGAGCACAACUGACUUGACAAUCUUUCUGUUCUGUGUUUAAAUGUUCAGGCGAGAACGAAUAUCUUCAAAUAUCUCUCUGAUUUAUAGGUUGAAAUAUCACCAACAUUGCUCGACAUCUCUUUCAGCGGAGGGCGAUCGUCGAUGCCGAAAACAUCAUGCCGGUAAGAGAAAGACAAAAUAUAACUUUUAAGGUGUAAUUAAUAUUUAUUUUAACUCGACAAAUUCUUUUCCUUCCAGUUCAUGUGUAUGAAUUAAUAGUUUCCCAGCGUAUGGAUGGUUUUGUUUUGUAAUGAAUUUCAAUUUUUUUCUCUUACUUAAUGGCUAUUCAGGAAAAACAAGAGCUAACCGAUUUUGGCGAAAAAGGCAGAAUGCUUGUGGGAAGUGGUCAUUACAUCACGUCACCCUGGAACAACUCGCUCGGAAAGGAACACAACAAACAAUUGUACCCUUAAGUGCUAAAGGUAAAAUCCGACAAAAACUUAUCAAUGGACUAUACGAGUCCUUCUGUUACAGCCCGAGGCAUGCUCUCGAUUUUCGACCGAAUAACUCGGAUGAAUUACAAGGGACACCGCUUACGGUAACAAUUGAGCGACAUCCUUCACCGGAAAGGUAUUACCCUUCACGAAUUUGUGAAAACCUGACCACAAUAGACCAAGACGACGCGGUUAACGAAAAUCUCUUGGCAAGCUCCAACUGGCACCGUGCAAACUCUUGGUCAACAUCAGCUAGUUGUGCAUAUUCUUCCGGCUACUCGUCUGCGAAUACAUCGUGUCCUUCUUCAGCUAAUUCACACCGCAGUACCUCGCCUACACCAGAUUUUUCCAACAUUAAACUUUUAAACGCAACUUUAGAGGAUUACAACGGUGAAAAUAACAGUUUUUCAGAGGAUGGUGGUCUAGGGAUUGGUACUGACGAUGUGGAUUUAGGAGAUGAGUAUUUAACAGAACCUUGCGAUUUUUUUGCUACUUGGCCUCAAAAGAACAGAAUGCAAGACAAGCAGAGAGUCAGCAAGCGAAUAUUUUCCGGUAAGUUGUGUCUACAUGUUUACCGUUCACAUUGAAACUUCGCGUUUUGCCAAGGGCAUCUCAGGAAGAGAGGUUUCUUUCGCGGAAAAUUAAACUGGAGAACUAGAAAAGCCGGCGUGUAUGCGAUAUUAGCAGUAUCAACUUGUUUUAGUUUAUCAUUAUCCAACAUGACAAAGCUGAAGUACUGAGUAUCGGCGACGAUACAAGCAAGGAACUCCUUAAUUUUAAAUGCCAAACUUAGAUGAAGUCUCUGCUGACAGAAAAAAUAGCUAAGUACACAAAAUAUCAGUUUCACUUCAAUCACGUUUGUGAUUCUUCAUGAAUAUGUAUUCAGUAGUGUGCGCUCGCGUAGUCAAUAUUGUUGAUGAUGAUUUUCCUGUUGUGAUCGCCGUCGAUCUAAGUUGCCCACCUGUUUGUUCUUUUAUCAUUUCAUCCGCCCUUCGGGGGCGAAAACUGAGCAAAAACCUGACUCAUUUGAUCAUGACCUAUGGACUUGAAUUAAAUAUCAUUCGCUACAUGCAGCAGCCAUGAGACACGAUUCGCCGUAAAGUAUCUUCAGUGUCGCUUACUGAAACAUGGAAACCUACAAUGUUGAUAUAUAUUUACACGGGAGUGUUUUUUCGUUAAAAUCGACUGGACUUCCUAAAAAUUACCGGUUCUGGAAAGAAAUUCUUAUAGCAGUAUCAAAUCAGUAGUUUAUCUCGGUAGCGCUAAUGCAAGUUUGGAAUCGUCUCGGGAUUAAUUGCUCAUGGUUGGAUGAUAGCAUUCAAUAAGCCUCGCAAAACCAGCUUCAGAGGAAAAGUUUCUGGAGCCUCUUGUGUUUUUAAUUCCAACCCAAUUCAACUGAAUUUUAAUCGUUGCGUGUUCAUAGCUCUAAGAGCUAUGAACACUAUUAUUCCCUCAGAGCUCAGUUAAAAAAAAGUUGGGAAUUUAAGAGGGCGAGUUUGUAGAUCAGAUUUUUUUCCUGCCAUAUUUUUGACCCUAUAGUCACGGAAAACCUGCUUAGUACUUCUAAAAUUUUUUUUAAUGAUCAGAAGUCAAAUGGAAGUCUAUUCACUUCCGCUGGCCUGAGUAAGGAUAUGAAAUUAACAAGUAAAGCGACAAAUUUUUCUGAAAUGAUUCUUUGAUCUGAUCAAAAUAUUUUAAGGCCCUCUUAAAACCCAGCGAAUGAAUUCGAAGCUGACUAUGGGUUAUGCUUGUUAUUAUCUUUUAACUAAGAUAUUAAAUUUAAAAGACAAAAAAUCUUACUGCUUCAGGGGACACGUUCGGUUAUGCAAAUGCGGAGGACUUUGUUUAGUCUCUAUGAAUAUGCUGUUUUUAUUUUUCUUGUUUGGUGAAAAUCCCCCGGAAAAAAAUGAUCAAUGAAACUGGUGUUAUCUUCAUUUGUAUGACAAGAAUCCCCCAGGACAUGUUGUGGUCUAAAGCUGUAGUUCGAGAAAUUUACUCAGCUUGAUGUCCAACUUGUCGAUUUUAAUGCGCACACCAGUUGGAUGAAGAUUAACUAGCAUUUUACGACUGCUGACGUAAAAUGAUCAUGACGUAUAGAUAAGCGAUAUUUUUUCCCGUUUUCCAUUUAGACAAUUUACUGAGAGUGAAUGCUACCUUAUGAAUUAGAAAUCUGCGCUUUUUCACAUUUUUACCUUGUCGUUUUCAAAAGACACGUCAAUAAAGUUAUCGCAUUUCUUCGAAUUGCAAUUAAUAAUGUAUGCUGUAUGUCUCUCAUUAAUGCACCAAUUUAUUUUUCUGCAGCUGAUGACUUCCAGGCAUUUAGGUAUCACGAACCACUGCCCACGGUAAAUAAAAGGUAAGACUGGAUCUCUUCACGGAUCACGUACAACCAAUUAACUGCUAAAGGAUGCAAAAAAAAAAAAAAAGGAAAGAAGGAAGAAAAAAAUCGUACCUCAAGGUUUAAGGUAAAUUAGAUACCACUAUUUCGGAAAUGAUUUUAUCUUGUAAGUCUCGAAAAGGAGAAUAGAAAAAAAAAAACGAAAGAACAAAGCGAUUUUCAAUUUUUUCUUCCUUUUGAAGCUUACUUUUACAUAUAUUAAGUUACUGUUGCGCAAUAAAUUGAAAAAUGCGAUUAUAAAUGUUUAGAGGUAUUUCUAGCAUUUUAAAUUCCUUGCGCGGGACUUUACUUUUUUCUUUGCUUUAUAAAGGCUUUAGAUUAAUAUUUUGAUGAAUGACAGGAUAUAAAAUGAAAAGAAACCAAAAAAGCAUCCACCCUCUAUGUAAAGAUCUAUUUUUAGCCGUCUUUAAUUGAAUUCGAGCUGAAUUCAAAUCGUAUGUUUAGUGAGUGUCAUAUUUUGGACAUGAAAGCAGGACUUUGUCAAUUCUUGCGAAAUCGGACGCGGUCCAAGAUGAACAAGAAGAUAAAAUUACAGUUGAAUACACGCAUCAGUUCCUUAAACAUGCUACAGAUUCUCCACUGUUUCCGGAAAAAAUCUAAGUCCCAAGCGAGUCUGGCCAACAAGCUGAUUACGGAUAGGUGCCACAUGUGAUUAGUAACAUUCAUAUUUAGUAGUCUUAAUGCAAAAAGUUGUCUGGACUGCCAGACGACGCAAGCAAUAUGCACUUCAUUUCAGAGGUGUUUUCUUAGUCAGAUAUUAUGACACACGCAUCGGAAGCAUUCUGGCUUUCAUUUAAAACAUUCUGCAAUGCAUCUUCCGAAUAAUGUGUCUGGUACGAUAAGUGACGGUAAAUUUUAUAGGCCUUACUGAAUAUUUUCUAUUGGAUCUUCUUUACAGCUUGAAAAGAGAUGAGCAGGAUGAAGAGGAUAUCAAGGUAGGGAACUUUUUUGCGGCAUCUAACGUUGCAACGUUAUUGUGUUUUCCAGCUAACUAAUGUCGAGCACGAUUGCAUGGGGAAUGUGUGACGUUCACGCUACAUGUUCCUCCUCUCUCUUCCCUCCUUCUCCAAUUCUUUCGGCGCCGCCCCAAAUUUAACCCAAAACACCCAUGCAAGACUAUUUCCGUAUGCAGAUCGAACUUUAUGAAUGUAAGUUUGCUUACAUGUAUGAUGCCUAGAGAAAUAUUUUGACUUUGAGCUCGAGAAUCAGGUACAAGACUUGUAAGUGACAACAACUUUGGGCGCAGAAGUGAACUUGGUGUCUUCGUCUUCAAAUGCAAUAGCAAGUUAAGGAUAACUUAAGAUCAUAUUUGUUCUUCUGACCUCUUUUUUACAUGAACCUUCUCUAAUCCUUCUCUCAGAAAUCUCUUCGAGAAUGGAGCAUCCCUUACUCAGACUUACAGUUUGGGGAAAUAGUGGGUGUCAGCCCCAAAGGAUAUGUUUACAAGUGAGCAUUCUAUCAACAUUAGUAUAGGUAAUAACAUGAUUUCGAGUGCAAUUUGGUGUUAAUAGACAGGAGUAAGUUUUUCAAAUACAAAAAAAUUGCACGAGCUCGUGUAGUCUUUAAAAUAAUGACAAGUGUUCAUUAACGCCAAAUUGCAAGAGAAAACAUGUUAUUACUAGUUAAUAAUGUACAUGAUAAAACAUCACAGAAAGUCAACAUAGACGAGAUUUCGAAAGCUCUAUUUGUAAUUUGCACUCGUGUUACAACUUUAAAAUCGAACAUGUGACUUGUGAGCGCACUUUUUUUGGCCAGUCAAAAGCGCGUAAUUCCUUCAGAUUCAUUAUUAACGAUAAAAUUUUCUUUGUACAAUGUUGGAGUUUACGGCUUUUUUUUUUUACAAAAAAUUACUUUGUGGAAUUGUGAUAGCAAUCAGCAGUGGCAAAGAAAGAUGCGACAGCUCUUGCAGGCCUUUAAAAACAAUUUCUAGUUUAUUGACGCCUCAAUUCUUUUAUCAUGUCAAAAAGAGAUGCCAUCCUUAGCUUAAUAGAUUAACCUGCACCGGUGUAGAAAACAACAUUCUUCAAAUCCACCUUAUUAACUAAAAAAGUGCCAGUUUUGGGAAUACUUUGUAAUGAGAAUGGGAAGAAGGUUUAAAUAUUGAAAACUCUUUUGUUGUAAAGUUAGCCUCAAUUCUUUAUUCCGUUUUAUUCACUUGAAAAUUUGUUUUUCAGGGGGAGAUGGCAUGGGGACAUCAUGAUUCACACGCGGCGGAGGUCAACGAAAGAAGACGUCGAGGAAUUCCUUAACGAAGUGUCUGUGUUGAGUAUGAUCAGACAUGAAAAUGUUGUUCUCUUCAUGGGCGCGUGUCUUGAACCACCCAACCUUGCAGUCAUCACCAGGUACACAUUUUUUGCUGUCUGUCUUCUUGAAUAUUCAUACGAAUUGUUAGUAAAAAUUGAUAUUCAAUACGGGGAAAACCAAUGUUUUAAAUGCAUUGUUAUCUUUGUUUCCAGUGUAAGAAGAGGUUUAUCACUCUACAAUCAUCUUCAUGUGCGGCAGGAUUUGUUCUCAUGGCAGUUUAAGAUUUCCAUUGCGAAGCAAAUAGCACAGGUUUGUGUCCACAAUUCAGUGAAUCUUCAAAAUUAGUUCACUUUAGUUGAGGUAAAUCUUCUGUUAAGUGCGCUUAGAUUACACAGCUGCGCUCUAGAAGAAUUUGAUUUUUAGUACUAUUUGACUGACACCGAUGGAAAUCGAAAAGAAAUCAACCUUAAAAUUAAGGUUGAUUUCAAAAUGCGCCAGAAUUCUACUUUGAAAAUCAACCUUAAUUUAAAGGUUGACUUGAAAUCAAUGCACCAGAACCGGCUUUUUGUAAAUACUAUUCCUACUGGAAACUUUCCGUAGGUCUCGAAAACGCCUUUGUUUUUUUUUCAACCGACGCCGUUCCCUUAGAUCAGGUAUUAGGUUUGUUUCUGAUCACUUGACUGGGUCAUCGUUAUUUUUUAAAAUUUUUUGCAGGGUAUGAGCUAUCUUCAUGCAAAAGGCAUCGUUCUCCCAGCCCUUACCACCAUGAACGUGUUUCUAGAGUCCAAAGUCAAACUCUGUGUUUCAGGAUAUUGCAACAGGACAACACGAGUUGAAAGGUAAAGGAAACUGUUUGUAUCCGAAGCACUAGAGAGCUUAUUCCCGAGCAAUAAAAUAAACAAACUUGCAUUGGUCUGAAGUUAAGAUGGGAGAGAGCCAACAUUACUCUAGUCUAUUAUUUACGCCGUUCCCAGUCUAUUACUAAAGCAACGCUUUUUGUUAUUUCAGGGAGGGAUAUGCCAGCAUACCACAAGGACACCUGACAUACCUGGCUCCAGAGCUCAUGCGCACACUUUCAAGGAAAGGCUGUGUUUUAUCCACAGAGGAAAAGAACUCUGACUGGUCAAACGUGUAUGCGUAUAGGUACGUUUCCUAAAAUUUGAAACAGAAAAUGAGGGCCUUAGCUUGAAUUAUUUGCUCGGGGGAAAAUUUUUUGGCACUUCAAAAGCUAUAGUCAUCUUAAGGUUUAUGAUAUAUGAUAUACGAUAUCGCUUUUGAUAGCGACCCAAACAUACUUACGAACACUCAAAAGGGUUGCAAUUUGAGCUAAAUUUUUUGUUAAAAAAUGCCAUGUUUUAUAGCACGAUCCUGUACGAGAUUUUAACUGGCAGAUGGCCCUUAAACUUCCCAACACAUUCCAUCAUAUGGAUGAUCGGCAAAGGAAAACAAGAAAGCGUUGCACAUCUACAGUGCCCGGAAUCCUUCAAGGUCAGUUGAACGACUAAAAAGCCAUGAUCAUCAGUUUCCACUUUACCUCUGUUUUUGUGUCAUUAAAACAUAGAAGUGUUUUUCACCACUCACCUUAAUUUUCAUUCUUUCCAGAAACUUAUAAAAGACUGUUGGAGUAACAACCCUAAAAGCCGACCGGAAUUCAGCCGGAUCGCUGAGUUUCUUCAGCAACAGAACGUACGUGUUAUCGGUUACAUCGCAGUAACUGACUCUAAUAACUUCUUUGGCAUCUGACACUUGGGAUAAAUACAUUUCACUGGGAUUCUGAUUAUGUUAUCUCUUCCUUGAUACGAUCGUCGGGCUUUGUAUCUCAGUUUGAUCGACCUUUUUUUCAGAAACCGCUUCUUAAAGCUAAUUUUUCUUUAUUGCUAUGUGGCUCUACACCAUACAAGAUACUGAUGAUAAUUGAUAAAAUUCACGAAAGUAGAAAGCAAUCCGUGCAUUUUUAAAGAUAUUUAUGGUUACUUUUGAGUGGUCAACGAUUAACUGAUAUCCAUUUACAUUCAACGAUAAGCAUGGUCAGGACUGAAAAUCAGAGAUAAAAUUAAACUGACACUCCGAACCCAUGCACCACAAUUCAUGCAACAACACCACAUAACACCAUGAUUAAUUCUUCGAGCUAAUCUUUUUUUCUUUUUUUUUUUAUUCACAGGUCCCUCCAGAGCUUGCUCGUAGAAGAAUCAGCUUCUCGGAGCCGGAAAAAAUGAACUUUGUUGGCCGUAAGAUGAAUACGUUAUCUAUAAAGUAAUUCCUGCUGCCAAACGUGUCGGCAUCAUUCGGCCAAAUAGCCGCAGUGAUUAUGCUUUAAAAUGAUUACUUCGAGCAAGUUUCCCACAGCAUACUUCCAUACGUAUUUGAAAAGGUGAAAUGCUGUUGGAAGCGUUCGACAAUAACUUAGGCCAAUAGUUAUUGUUUUUGCGAGAUGAAGAGCUUUCAGCAUAUUUGUAAAAUACUGAGUGGUGUUUCAACUCAGGGGGUUACCGUGCAUGGGACGUCCUCGCUGCUUCAUCGAUAAUAGAACACUCCACGAAUAUCUUGGCCAGUAAAAAUUAUUUGUAGACGAUAAUCAUGGGUGCUCCCAAAGUUUUCAGAUUACCUUCGUUUGAAAUUCAGUUUUUUUAUCUUCAUACCUUUUCAUGUUCAAACUUUCUGGGGCUGAACAAUCAGAGAAAACUAAGAGUCUUGUAAAUUCAAAGCUAUUAGGCCAAAGCAGGUGCCUCUAUGUUUAAGCGACAAGUUUACAUUUGAUAAAGAAAAAGCAAAAAGAAAUAAUAGUGCAUACCGUAUAUGCCUUUGCUCCAAGCAUGAAGACAGCUGUCGCUACAAAAACAAUGAUUUGUGAUUUAUAUGUGAUAUUUUUUAACUUAUAUCGGGGUAUUUUAGUAAGAAAAACAACCAAUAAGCAUCAAAAGGUCUAUAAAAAGGGCUGAUCAUUACAAUCGAUUGAACUACUGAAAUCAAAAGAUUUGUUUUAACACAUCAGUACGUAGAGAUACUUUCAUCUUUUAUACUUUAUUUGAUAUUGACCGGCAUUGUUGCCUUUGCAUUACUAUUGUAGUUUUGUAUAUUUUAUGAAAGUUUAAUUCUUUUUAUCUUUAUGUCCACGAGGUGAACUUCGCCCUGUGUAACGCACACAUUUUUUCGUAUUGACGGCCCCUCUGUAGCUCAAGGGAAGGAAUAAAAUGGUAGAACCUUGAAAGUAUCAGCAGAAAAAAAACUUGGAUUAUCCAAUGAAAUGUUUUGAAUACAUAUUUAGUGCUUUACUUGCGAGGUUCAACAUUGUGAUACUGUUCCACCAGCAUCAUUGGUGGUUAGCAUUUAAACUAAUGCAGUUUAAUUCAAGCUUAUCGCGAUAAGUUACUGACCGGUUCGUAUCAAAGCUGCAUCGGGCGCUCAAGUCUUAGUAUGUGGCAAACCUUACUGUUCCUGUUAACAAAGUGAGUUAAAACUUUGAGGCACAAGAGAAACGGGUGACCCAGGUAAGGGGAGGUUGAACAGAAAUUUUGCGAUAUGUUCCCUAUAUGUCCUAAACCAAAGAUUCACACGGCAGUGUUUAGUGGGACUCGUGUCAAAGGGUAUCAUUUUUACUCAAAUACAAAAAUAUUUUUAUCGGUUGUAACUUCGUCCAACAUUUGAGAACAUGUUUUUUUUAUACAGGUACUAUGAUUACUUUUUAAAUUUUGUGGGGGGAUCGUGUAGUAACUUCAUCCAACAAUUGAGAGCAUGUUUUUUAUGGUACAUUUUUUUCUUUAGGAUGCAAAUUUAGCACUUUUUAAAUUUUGUAGGGUAUCGUUUAUAGCAACGCAAGGUUCUGUCUCACUUCCCCAUGGGGUUUCCCCGUGUAUUAAUAUUUUUCGGGCGGCUUCCCACCUCUCCUUAGAGGUAGGUCAAGUUCACUGAGUUUCUAAAAGACGUUGAAUAAAGGGAUUAAUUUUUUGUUUGUUGUACUGAUCUCAAGUGCUGGCCACUUGAUAAAACUUCUCCGACUUGCAGGCAAUGAAAGAGAACUUGAUCAACCAACAAACAAACAACAUGUGAAGAAACAAGAUAUGAUUAAGUUAUAGGAUGAGCGACAAUUGAUAGUUGAAAAUGUUAUCGCUAAGAUCCUCUUCUCUUGAUUAGCUAUUCUUCUUGUGCUGGAAUCGCAUAGGGUGAGGGUAGGGUUUGGGGUACACUGCUAAUAUAAAAGUGACGGGGAUGUGAAGAAAUAUCGAUGCAACAUUCUCAGGCCUUGUUGUAACGUCUUACUCGUAAUGAACCGGUUUGGACUGAACGAAAUAGCGAUGGUACAGAGUUGAAUGGCUGCGUUUGAAGUGAUCCUUUUUGAAGUAAGGAAUUCGUGUUUUUGAAAACAAUCUUCAUUUGUUUCUCCGUCACUUUGACUUCUCAGUUUUGUUAAAGAAAUAGUUGAAUAGCAGAACGUGAUGUUUACUAUGUAAACUUUGAUUGAAAAUCAAUCUCAAGUAAGCUGUUACAUCGCCGAAAACAUAUUUUGUUGUCGUUUUCGGCUGGUUUACGAAUUUCAGUUUUAUUUCUUUGACGCUUUUUGCAUAUAUCAGAUCAGCUUCUUUUCACGUGAAUGCAUGACGAUUGUGGACAUGUAUAACUGAUUUAUUGAGUAACUGGUUAAUUGAAAGCCUGAAAUUAUUGUAUAAAGAAAUCUUAAAUAAAAAGUUUGAAAGGAG